AUGGCUAGUUCUUCGCACAUCCUACGCCCGGGCUCUGCGCCACCAUCGCUAUCCACAUUCAGAACCUAUCCCCUCGCCAUUCACAAUCAAACUCAACAGUCGUUGACCAACAGCAAGCAUGUGGACACUCAAGCUCUAGAGCCCGCAUCCCAAAUUGAGACCCACAACUCUCCAGCUCUGUCCCCUCUAGCCUUCUUACCCGUCAACCUCCGAUCGGCUGUAUUCCAGGAUGAGGCCAGUGGCAGCGAGGAAGAGAUGAGCAGCCGGCCCCCUGAUCUGGGAUGGUCGACGCGGCACAAAUCGGAUGGCCAUAAGUCUAUGGCUGUGCCCAACGCCUUCGUUGAUGCUCAGCAGCCAUUAGAACCGUUGGAGCUAGGGGAUUUUUUCUAUGCUGCUGGCAACCCAUGCAGCUGGUUUGUUUCGCCUGCUUCGAGCAUGACGAGCACGGUUCUUACCGAGGAAGAGGAGCAAGUAAUCUCCGACGCAGAGGAUGAGGCCAGGGUUGAGGAGCUCAUCAGGCCGGGCGACGAUGAGGAAGAAGAGGAAGGGAAGGUCAGUGGUGAAGGGGGGAUGUUAGCUCGUGAACUCUCCCCCGAGCCUCAUACCCUAGACAGAGGCGACAGAACCUGGCUGGGCACUGUCCUCAUCAAUGAGGUCGACGAGCUUCAUGACGAUGCAAUGGCGAGUUUGACAACCUCCCCUCCUACAUAUUGUGCGCGGUGUACUGAUAUCGGCCCUCAGACCUCGACUGAACCUCACACGAUGGAUAGAGGCGGGAGAGCCUGGUUCGAAGUCGUGAUGAGCUAG
Messenger RNA from Stereum hirsutum FP-91666 SS1, 807 nucleotides. RefSeq lists its product as uncharacterized. NCBI's taxonomy places the organism in Eukaryota, Fungi, Basidiomycota, Agaricomycetes, Russulales, Stereaceae. The record is from RefSeq and is a predicted model, not a curated record. The coding region runs from base 1 to 807 and encodes 268 amino acids. The transcript has 7 exons.